AUGGCGACCGGAGCGAUGGUUUCAUCAAUGAAUCGUGCGAAAUCUAAGAAAAAGAGUAAAAAUUCUGUCUGUGAAGUGGCGAAUCCUGUGGCGUACAUUAAACACCCCCUGCAAAACAGGUGGGCCCUCUGGUUUUUCAAGAAUGACAGAAGUAAAACGUGGCAAGACAACGUGCGUCUCAUCGCUCGUUUUGACACAGUGGAAGACUUCUGGGCUUUGUAUAACCACAUUCAGCCGUCAAGUAACUUGAUGUCUGGCUGCGACUACUCACUGUUUAAGGAUGGGAUUGCUCCGAUGUGGGAGGACAAGCGAAACCAGCGAGGAGGCCGCUGGCUAAUCACACUGGCUAGGCAGCAGCGCAAGGUGGAUUUGGACCGGUUCUGGCAGGAGACGCUCUUGUGUUUGGUGGGUGAAGCAUUCAACGAACACAGUGGUGAUGUGUGUGGCGCCGUCGUUAACGUCCGUGCCAAAGGAGAUAAAAUCGCUAUUUGGACCACAGACUACGAGAACAGGGAGGCCAUCACACACAUAGGGCGUGUGUACAAGGAGAGAUUGGGCGUUCCACCUAAAGUGAUCAUUGGAUACCAGUCGCAUGCAGACACGGCCACCAAGAGCAGCUCCACCAAGAACACGUUUGUUGCUUGAGGAAAACUAGAAAUGUUUUUGUUUUCUCUUUUUGUUUGUUCUCCUUUUUUGUUUGUGAAUUUCCAUGGCUAAUGGACAUGCUAAUGCUAAUUUUAAGAAAAUGUAAAAUCACACUUAAGAAAAAUGGCCUG
Molecule: messenger RNA, 776 nt
Organism: Lampris incognitus (smalleye Pacific opah)
Lineage: Eukaryota; Metazoa; Chordata; Actinopteri; Lampriformes; Lampridae
Gene: eif4ea
Product: eukaryotic translation initiation factor 4ea
Exons: 7
Coding region: 1-645 (214 amino acids)
Biological process (GO): translational initiation
Cellular component (GO): cytoplasm; eukaryotic translation initiation factor 4F complex
Molecular function (GO): RNA 7-methylguanosine cap binding; translation initiation factor activity
Source: RefSeq, a predicted model, not a curated record